AAAUGAGAAAUAUUAAUAAAUGAAAUCAAUUAUACACAGCACACUAAGACACACCAAACAAAGACAUCUGCUGAUAUACUAGUGUACAGUACUGUUAGCCAUGCGCUGAUAAAACCUAAGACUAUUUAAAAAUGGAUAGGUUUUUAGAUUGAGGAUGUAGCCCAUUAUCUGAGAAAGUUAAUACAGAAGAGCCUAGGGUGGAAAAAAUUAAACUGUGAAAAUUGGAUGACUCCAGGGGGCCACAAAGGGAUGCACCGUACACAAGGGGGGCCUCAUGGUGAAAAAGUUUGAGAACCACUGCUUUAGAUAGAGUAGUACAUAGUUAUUUGAACUAGUUAUUUGAAGCUGAAAUAAUAAUAAAAAAAAUUCUCUGUCUUUGAAAACUUUGGGUUUUUCACAUCUUAGAGAUUGAACAUAUACAGUCCAAAAGUUUGCAUGCCCUUAGGACGAAUUAAUUUAACCAUCACGACAUUUAGUGUGGUACAGUAGGUUUCACAGAUAUUCAUUAUUUCAAGUAACAUACAGUGAUGCUAAUAGGCUUUAUUAAUAGCUUAUUAAUAUCUGAAAAGUUUUGCACCUUUCUCAAUGUGAUUAUCCCUCAUAAUAUGUAUGUCCACCUUUUGCCUUUAUAACUAAUUUCAACAAUCUCCUGAACAUUCUCCUGCUAUCUCUGCUCUCAUUCUGCCAGACUGCUUGCUCAAUCUUUGUCCAUUUGUCUUGACAUAACUGUUAGGCUACAACUCCGAAGGAUAUCAUACUCGGCUUCCUUAAGAUUAGGUUUUGAGUGUGAGAGACAAAGCUGUGAAUUGUUUCUUUUCAAACUAUUCUACUUUUUUUUUUUUUUUUUAAAGUCUUUGGAGUGAUUAUAGCUUGUAAAAUAGAGGUGCGUUUACCCAUUUUACACAGAAAAUACAAGCAGGGGUUUACAAGCAGGAGUGAAAUUUUCAUCUCCUCCCCCAUUAAAGUUGGACCAAGUUGCAGACGCAAACUAGGAAGUACGAAGGGCAAGUCAAGCUGAGGCGUGGCCUGCCAGCCACUUCACCUCCAUCUACCUGAACACAAAACGCUUGUCACCACUGAGAGGAACUCUUCUAUAUGACAUGAACGGGACUGAAGGCACUAUAUAAGGACAAACGUGGGUGUGAUGGUGUGCUAUUUGCCGUAAGCAGUAUCCAAAAUGGCAGGUGAUACCAGCACACUGUCAUGGAAGGUGCCAAGCCCGGAUUUUGACGGGCCAAAAACCCCUGUGUUUGCCCUUGCUGGAGAGGGAGGCCCUGUGAAAAUACUUAAAGUAUGCUUCAGCAGCAGCAACAACCUGAAAAACUUCAAACUUGUCAAGUGUGAUAGCUCCUGGCAGAUAAGGGCUAUCAUCCAUUCCAUCCUGAUCAGUGGGCGUUUGGGCCCUAAUGUGCAGAAUGCAAGUUGCUUUGGCCUGAGACUCAAACACCUGAAGUCUGAGGAGCAUCACUGGCUGCAUCCUGAUUUGACUGUGGGAGAGGUGGAGCAGCGUUAUGAAAAACUUCAUGUGGAGGCAGAGUGGAGAUAUGAUCUGAGGAUUCGCUACAUACCAGCUAAUUUCUUGGAGAAGUUUAAAGAUGACAAAACUUCAUUGUUAUAUCUAUAUCAUCAGGUUCGGAGUGACUACAUGCAGCAGUAUUCUAGUAAAGUCAGUGAUGGCAUGGCAUUGCAGUUGGGUUGUCUGGAGAUCAGGAGGUUUUACAAAGACAUGAAUGCCAGAGGCCUCGAGAAGAAGUCCAAUUUUGAAUUGUUAGAGAAAGAAGUUGGGCUAGACCUUUUCUUUCCACAGAAACUGAUUGACAGUAUGAAGCCGAGGCAGCUCAGGAAGAUGAUCCAGCAGACGUUUCAGCAAUAUGGCACACUCAAAGAGGAGGAGUGCAUGGUCAAGUUCUUUAAGACCUUUGGUGAAUUCAUUAACUUCAAUGAAGAGGUUUUCCCUUGUGAACUAGUGCAAGGCUGGAGUCUAACAGUGGAUUUAGUCAUUGGAGCAAGGGGUAUUCGCCAACGAAAACAAACUGAUUCACAGACACUAAGUUUAGCAGACUUUAAACAGAUCCGAAGUAUUAAGUGCACUGCACAAAGUGAUGGCAAAGCUCUGUUAGACAUUGACAUCAAGGGAGCCAAACAGCCUUUCUCAGUCAAUGUGCCUACAAUGGCGAUUGCAGAGAACAUGGCUGACCUGAUUGAUGGCUACUGCAGGUUGGAGAACAAUACGGAUUCAUCAUUGAUAGCUCGACCCAAUAAAAGUACAGAGCUCCGUAGCUCCCUUCCUGCAAUCCCCUCAGGUAUACUGUUGCCUGAACCCUUGAAAGAGACUGGACGGCAGAGUCGGAAUUCUGAUAUAUACUGUGAAAUUUCGGACGAGAAACCUCCACCUCCUGCAGUGAAAUUCGGAAUCUCUAGGAACUCCAUAGUCUUGGGACAUAUUUUGGGCGCAGGUUUUUUUGGAGAGGUCUUUGAAGGAGUUUACAAAAAAGAGAACGGUGAGAAGAUCAAAGUGGCUGUAAAGACCUGUAAAGGGUGCUCACCUGAUAUCAUGGAUAAAUUCAUGAGUGAAGCAGCUAUUAUGAAAAAGCUGGACCACCCUCAUAUAGUGAGUCUGAUAGGUAUCAUAGAGGAAGAACCUGUGUGGAUCGUCAUGGAGCUCUACCAGUAUGGUGAGCUUGGGGACUACUUGAACAAAAACCAGAACACUUUGACCAAUGUCACACUAGUCCUGUUUAGCCUGCAGAUUUGCAAAGCUCUGGUUUACUUACAGGGUAGGAACAUGGUACACAGAGACAUCGCCGUGAGAAAUGUGCUUGUCGCCACACCAGAGUGUGUGAAGCUCGGUGACUUUGGCCUGUCCAGAUACAUAGAGAACGAGGAAUAUUACAAAGCCUCUGUUACCCGAUUGCCAAUCAAAUGGAUGGCCCCUGAGUCCAUAAACUUUCGUCGCUUCACCACAGCCAGUGAUGUGUGGAUGUUUGCUGUCUGCAUGUGGGAGAUACUGAGUCGGGGGCAGCAGCCUUUCUUCUGGCUGGAGAACCGUGAAGUGAUUAAUCAGCUGGAGAUGGGCAACAGGCUGCCUAAGCCAGAACUGUGCCCUCCUGCCCUGUACUCACUCAUGACCCGCUGCUGGAGCUACGACCCUAAUGAGAGGCCUAGCUUCACUGAACUUGUCUGCAAUAUCAGUGAUGUGCACAAAAUGGAGAAGGACCUAGAAGCAGAGAAGGAGAGAGACAGAAACAGAGCCACCAGGUUCCUAGAGCCCAAGUUCAAUAUUAGUGAACCGCCUCCAAAGCCCUCAAGACUGAAUCCUGGUCGUUUUGGAAAUACCCUCAAUUUCGGUCUGCACAUUCAGAUAAACGAGGCAUUAUGUGCCAGUUCUCCAGAUCUGGCUAGUCCAUGUGAAUAUCAGUCUCCUGUAGACUCCACCAACAACUUCAUGCUUCCCACCAUGCCUGCCCGGCGCCUCAGUCUGGGAGAGGGGGAGUUCAGUGUAGGGCCAUCCAGCAUGGAGGACGCACAGCGCCUGUGGCAGGUAGAAAAGGAACGGAUGCAGGAGACCAUAAGGAAACAGAAGGAUGAGAUGGUGGAGGACAAACAGUGGCUGGAGAAAGAGGAGAAGCUUCUGGACCCUAAAAUAAAUGAGACCACAGUUGAGAUGGAACCAGACCCUCAACCUAAUAAUAAUGACCUUCAAAAGCCUCCUGAAAAGCCUCCAAGAAUUUCAGUGCAGCCUGCCCCUACAGCAGAGCUAGAUCGCUCUGAGGACAAGGUGUACGAGUGUGUCAUGGAUCUGGUUAAAGUGGUAGUGCAGCUGAAAAAUGACGUGAACACACUACCAUCCACUGAGUACAUAUCCUUAGUCAAGUCUGUUGGAUUGACUUUGAGGGAUUUAAUUUCCAGUGUUGAUGAUGUUCUUCCAUCUUUACAAGGCGCUAUAAGGACGGAGAUUGAGGGCACACAGAAGCUGCUGAAUAAGGACAUGGCGGAGCUGAUCAGUAAGAUGCGGCUGGCUCAACAAAACUCUAUCACCUCUCUGAAGGAGGAGUGCAAGAAGCAGAUGCUGGCAGCAGCUCACACGCUGGCCAUGGAUGCCAAGAACUUGCUGGAUGCAGUGGACCAGGCACGAGUACGUGCCAACCUGGCUAAGCCGAAACCUGAGGAUGCAGUCUUCCUUGACACAGACUAGAGAGAGAUAAAGAGAGAGGACGAGCUUGGUUCUAUUUGUGUUCACAAACAAUCUGAUUCAUAGACAAUUUUCUAUGCUGUCAAAAAAGGUACUGUACUGGUACAUGUUUAAUCUCAAAGGUACAAACACCCUAAGAGGUACAGCAGAGGUCUUGAAAUUCUGAAUAUGUACCUUGAAUGGAUUUUAAAGGUACACUACGAUCUCUAGGUACAGAAUGCAUACCCUUAUGGUUAUUAAGUUUAGUCCUCCUUUUCAGCUAUAGUUUCCUGAAUACAGAUUGCACCUGAAAUAAAAGACUGUUUAUAGGUUAUCCUGUCACUUCAAAUUAAUUUUCAUUUUAGUCAGGAAACCUCAGUGUCGUUGGAUGUACUGUACAAUCUGCUGCAAAGUCUAUCUCCAAGAAAUAAUAUCUUUGUAAUAGGUGAGUUAGGUGGCAUACUUAAGAGUGGGAAGUAAAUUUUCUUGGAGGUAUUUCAGACUAGAUUUCAUCUGGAGAGCAACCUUGUUUCUCUACAGUGAAGUAAUAUCUUCAUUCCAUCUUCCUGUAUUGAGCUGCCAGCUCCUGAUACAAUCAAACACAUUCCUUUAAAUGUAGUGUUAGUGUGUUACUGUAUAAUGUGAUAAUUAGCACUACUAUUAUUGGUAUAAAAUGUUUAAAGACAUACAAUGGUCAUGACAUUUCUUUGAUUGCAGAAAUAUGUACCCAAAUACUGUAUAUAGAGCAAAAGUAAGUAUCUACAUUCAUAUACUUUCUCAACUCUGUACGGUUCAAGGAUAUGUGACUGACAUAUAUUUAGAAGCAAGCUGUAUCAAAUUGUAUCCGGUUUCAUAAAUGAUAUCUCAGUGUUGUAUUCUCGGGUCUAGGUACAUUUUCGCAACAAACUGUGAGCUAAUAAAAAUGUCAUUGAAAUAUAUGGUCUCAAAAUGAACACUUUAUCUUCUACGGCAUUACAAUUUUGUGGCAUUUCAAAAUUAUUUUUCCAGCUGUGUCUGUG
Molecule: messenger RNA, 5190 nt
Organism: Ictalurus furcatus (blue catfish)
Lineage: Eukaryota; Metazoa; Chordata; Actinopteri; Siluriformes; Ictaluridae
Gene: ptk2bb
Product: protein tyrosine kinase 2 beta, b
Exons: 31
Coding region: 1178-4195 (1005 amino acids)
Biological process (GO): protein phosphorylation; signal complex assembly
Cellular component (GO): focal adhesion; cytoskeleton
Molecular function (GO): ATP binding; protein tyrosine kinase activity
Source: RefSeq, a predicted model, not a curated record